UUCUCUUUGUACAUAUUAUGUUAAUCACUACCGAUCAUACCAGCACUUUUACCAAAAACACACACAUUCUCGAUAUACCCUCUACUAUAGUUUGGUCACAAACACUAGAGACAAUUACAUUGAAAAUAGACAUUCAUCAUGUUGAAUUUAGAAUAUCCGAACGAUGCUUACAACUCUGCAAUAAAAACAAAACAAUUACAUUACCGCUGUAUGGCCAUGUACAUGUACAACAAGAGCACAAUGCAUUACGAAUAAAUAACAUGAUAAUCACAUUAAAGAAAGAACGCUCCGUGAUGUGGCCACAUUUACUUGUUCAGCAGACAGACAAAGAGAUCGAACGCUACUUAUUAGAAGCCAACUUUCUUGUCCAUAUAGACUAUCAAGCGAGCACAGACAUGUAUGAUAUACUUGACUUUGAUACAGUGAUCAAUGGUCAUGGUGAAAAGACAGGUCUUGAAUAACUUCGACACGGACUUUCGGACCGAUCUUGUGUUUUACUAAAAAAAGGGAUGUUUACCUAAUCGAACAAGCCAAAAUAAAGAUACCAAAUAAAUUUGGUUAGACAGCAACUAUUUUUAUUCUUAUAAAAU
Gilbertella persicaria is the source of this 590-nucleotide messenger RNA. RefSeq lists its product as uncharacterized. The record is from RefSeq and is a predicted model, not a curated record. NCBI's taxonomy places the organism in Eukaryota, Fungi, Mucoromycota, Mucoromycetes, Mucorales, Choanephoraceae. The coding region runs from base 18 to 461 and encodes 147 amino acids. The transcript is spliced from 3 exons.